AGACAUCAUAGAGACUUUAAUUUUUUUUUCUUUAGACAUCUUUCUUGGUCUGUGUUCCGUUCCGUCAGCUGUGGGCGAUAUUUUGUUUGUUUUUAAUUUAUUACUUGCCUAAUAUUAUUGUGAUCGUAACCGAUUGAUACAAAAGCUAUUAUGUCUCUAUAUACUGUACCAAAAGACCUAAGAGGGUUGAGGGCUUGUCUGGUUUGCUCUUUGAUAAAAACAUUUGAACAAUUUGAAUAUGAUGGAUGCGACAACUGUGAUGAAUUCUUACGUAUGAAAAAUAAUAAGGACAAUGUCUAUGACUGUACAAGUAACAAUUUUGAUGGAAUGAUAGCAGUUAUGAGCCCCGAAGACAGUUGGGUUUGUAAAUGGCAGAGAAUCAGUAGAUUUUGCAAGGGAGUAUAUGCUAUAUCAGUAUCAGGUAGACUGCCAGCUGGGGUUAUAAGAGAAAUGAAAAGCCGUGGAUUGGUAUAUCGGCCAAGAGAUACAAGCCAACGAUAA
Messenger RNA from Diatraea saccharalis (sugarcane borer), 501 nucleotides. Lineage: Eukaryota; Metazoa; Arthropoda; Insecta; Lepidoptera; Crambidae. The record is from the annotation of a GenBank genome assembly.